CUGUGCUACUCGAUCUUCUAUCGUGACUGGCAAUAAUUCCAAGGCAUGAAGUAAUGAUAAAAGGAAAGACUCUGGCCAGUUGCCAAGUGCAAUGCUUAAUGGUCUUAAUUGUAUCUCUAUAAGGAACCCGUCGUUAUUUACUCGUUUGGUGUAUUCACCUGAACUCUGAGGCAAUAAGCUGCACUCAAGCUCUGUUCUUAUGCUGAAGAAAACAGGGAUAAAGAGGAAGAAACGAUAAAGGGCUCUAGUACCUAUAGCAUCUCUCAUACUUCACCGCAUACAGCUUCCUGAAUAUUAAUUCCACGAUGGGAACGACAUCCGUCCGCCGCAAUCUUUUCCACCACCAUCUCAGCAAACGCUCUGUAUCAGCAGCUCCCCCCAAUGCCUCGAUGCAAAGUGGUGCAAACGGCGGACUACCCAGUCUCUCCUCCCAUGCUUUGUCAUCUGCGUCAUCUGAAUCGACACAGUCGCUGGGCUCCGGCACGUUCGAUGGCGGGGAGAUCGUGGUUAAGGAUAAAAAUGGUGAUUAUAAACUCGACACUCCUGUUCUUCCGCCGGCCGUUGGGGGAGAGGAUGGGGACGAGAUGGAGGGCAUAGAGGGUGGGGCUACUAGAGGAUCUGGGGCUACGGGGGCUGAUUCCACAGCACAAACGGAAAUUAGCGGACGCGAGAAAGAGAAGAUCGAGGCAAGUCUAGUAGAGAUGAUGUACCGGAGUCGGAACAGGCAGAUGAGCACCGAACCAGCUGAAAUUCUGAAUCUCAUUCAUCAGAGCCUUCAGAACAAAGUGGCCUCCCUGGAUGAAGAUAACUGGAUAUACGAACCAGAACCCGAUUCGCUGUUCUAAUCGAUGCCGCUUACAUCAUGUAUGGUUAUCUUCGUGGCAAGCUGUGCAU
Aspergillus pseudotamarii is the source of this 894-nucleotide messenger RNA. RefSeq lists its product as uncharacterized. The transcript has 4 exons. Bases 306 to 845 code for a protein of 179 amino acids. The record is from RefSeq and is a predicted model, not a curated record. NCBI's taxonomy places the organism in Eukaryota, Fungi, Ascomycota, Eurotiomycetes, Eurotiales, Aspergillaceae.